Molecule: messenger RNA, 2576 nt
Organism: Brassica rapa (field mustard)
Lineage: Eukaryota; Viridiplantae; Streptophyta; Magnoliopsida; Brassicales; Brassicaceae
Source: RefSeq, a predicted model, not a curated record
UGUUCUGUAUUAAGGGUUUGGUUCUCGGAUUCCGACAGAUUUGAGAAAAUUUUCAAAUUAGGGUUUCAAACGUAUUUGGGGCAAAAUCGAUUUAGGGAUUCUUUGGGGGUUUAGAUAGGGUUUCCAAACGUUUAUGGUUUGUAUCGGUCUCGGAUCUCCUCUCUGUGUGUUAUACGGAUUGAAACCGUAUCGGGUUUGUUUCUUAAUCGGUUGUCGUUUCUUAAUUAGCUGUUUUCUUCUUAAAAUUUGUUUCUUGUCGUUGGUUUGCUACCUUCUCCUUCAUGUGCUUUUGAUUAUUUAACAUUGUUUGUUGUUGUUCUUUAACAUACGUAAUUGAUUAACGUUGUUCUUACUCGUUAUUUGCUGUUGAUUUAAUUGGUCCUUAACUAAGUGUUUACUUGUUUUGGUUGCAGAUAAACGAUCAUGGGACGAUACAGUUACAGCCAGCCUUCUUCAUCCUCACACUCUCCAGACUUAACCUCCCUCCUUGAAGCCGAAUGUGAGAUGUACGCGGCUGAAGCUGAGAUUACUCGGUGGAAUGCAGAAGCCAGUGACUGGGAACCAUCAGCAGAGGGUGAUGAUGGCAUCCCAAGGACAUGCUACUGUGGUUCAGAGCCAGUUCACGGAUACUCCCAAACGCCAAAAGAUCCAUACCGACGUUACAUAACGUGCCACAAUGUCGAUGAUAGAGACUGCCACGUCUGGAAAUGGUGGGACGUGGCGGUGGAGGAGGAGCUGAGAGAGUUUCAGAGGGAGCUUAAUGCGGUUAAGGGUGAAGCGAAUCAACGUGAGCAGAAGUUACUCCGUCUUGAGAAGCAAGUUUCCGAGUUCACAAAGAAGAAAUCAGGAGCUAAGCUAAUGGUCUUCAGCUUAGUGUUAGGGUUGGUGUUGCUUAUUGUGCUAGGUGAGUUACUUUAAUCAAGAUUAAUAAUUAGUUCUCUUUGGAAUAUUAUUAAAUCAUUGUAUCUUUUUUUUUAAUAAUGCAAUUAAUAAAAUUUCAAUUUUAAUUUUUUUUUUUAAAAAUAUUAUUUUAUUUCUAAGGACUCAUUCUUCAGGAUCACCAUUGGACGAGUAUUUUAGAUCCGAAUCCUUAACUAAUGAAAAAAAAAAUUAUAUGCUUAAAAUAUUGUUAAGGACUCAAGUGGGAGUAUCACCAUUGGACAUGGUCUUAAGUGUAUAGAGUAAAAAUAGUUCAGACCUAACUGUAUAGAGAAAGGGAGCGCUCUUUAGUAAACCAAGUCGUUCUUUUUCCUCCUUUUCUCCUUCCAAACAAGGAAAAUGACGAAUCCUUCAGAAAAAGUUGUAGUUAAAUGGGUGAAUGACACACGGGGUCGAGUUUGUUGGGUAAUACUGGCUAGCCUCUGCCUAUGUGGAUUCAAACAGUUGAUGGAAGUCUUCAAAGACGAGAGCCAAGUUAUCUACAAGUAUGUUGGGAUGAGUUUGGUGUCUCUCUACGUGAUUUUACUGGUCAAGUCUCUGUGCUCUGAAACUCCAACCAUAGCUUAUAGGUCUGGUUCCUGUCUACGGUCGUUUGUGCCGUUGGUGUUUUUCUUCAUCAUCUUCACAAUCUAAUAUCACCGAACCCUAGGAGUCUCUAUAGUCUAUUCUCACUUUAUCCAUCCUUUUUGGUGUAGUGGCUUUAGUGCAAUUGCUUUUUCCGAUAUAUGAGUUCUAUGUGGGUUAUGUUAUGGUCAUCAUAGCUUUGGAGAUCUCUGUAGCUUACGGUGUUGUUGACAAUGAUCUUGAUGAGGUCAUGGCGUCAUGCCUUCGGGUUUAUUUUCUCCUAUAUUUUCUUGUGUGAGAUGAUAAUUGGUGUUUAUCAACUAUCCAGGAAAUCACCGCUUCUUUAAUCGCUAUUGACAUGUUUCUUCAUCAGUUUUACUUGUGUUUUUAAUCUUCCUUUGUUUCAUCUUAAUUAUUUCAGUUUGAGUAGUUUAUCUUUAUGAAUGUAAUUUUUGUCAAAGUUAAUGUUAAGCCCAUAAAAAUAAGCUAUAUUGAUCGAGCUAGCAAACCAUAUUGAUUGAGCUUGUUCGAAAUACGAAAACAUGAAAGUGACGAAAGUUUAAUUUCUGCUGGUUCAAUUGGGUAACUAACUCUCACCAAUUGACAUAUCAAAAUAUAUAUACUUAAUAUACAGAAUAUACAGACUUGGCUCUACUUGGCGGUUUAACAUUGGAGUUUUCACUUCUUUUUAUUCAUACUUGUGUCUAUAUGCUCCUCCAACUUAAGGCACAAAUUAGAGCCAAGUCUCCCCGUUAGGAAACUGUAUAUAAUGCAUUAUUUUCCGUCACCAGACAGCAAAUGUAAGACGUUUGAAAGUUGCACUAUAUUUUGAAAUCAUUUUCAAGUCUGUAUAAUAACAUAUAAAGAUGCAACAAACAUCUCAGUUUCCAUGAUUAGUAGUGGCCACUAUAAAUGACAAGUACCGCUUAGUCUCUCCAGAAUGCAUAAAUGUAGUUGUCAAUGUGUAAUAUUAAUAGAAGUUUUAGCUGUCAGUGUGGUGAUUUUGGAAGUAAUUUAUUUAAAUAUCAGAGGUGCCAGGUUCGAUUUUUCUCUAAUACCUUUCUCUUUUCAAA